CACUACGCAUUUCCAUCCAUACUCAUCUUCCCCCCUCCCCCCCUCCCCGAUAAGGCGGCCGUCGGUGAGAGGAACACCUCCCUGAUAACUGGUGCCGAUCUCCCGCGAAACCUCCCCCUCCCCGUGCUCUGCUAGACAGAGAUCCGGGCUCUCCUAGGACACGUGUCUGUAACAGUUCAUUUGAGGAAAUUGGCGCCCUUGUGCGGCCAUUAUGGCAUUAGCUUCUGCCAGUGCCAUGUUUCCUCCCUCAAACCUUUCAUAUAAAGCUUGGGAGGACCCAUCAUUCUUUAAGUGGAGAAAGCGGGAGGCGCAUGUGCCAUUGCGCUCACAGGAUACGCUGGAAGGAGCCCUGAAGUAUUGGCAUGAGCGAAGGAAUGUGAACUAUCUCAAUGCUGACACUGCUGUCUGGAAUGAUGAUGCGGUUCGCAGUGCUUUAGAAAGUGCUGCUGUUUGGUCCAAGGGCUUACCCUAUACUAAAUCUCUAAGUGGAUACUGGAAAUUUCUUCUGGCUCCUUCAGCAGAAAGUGUUCCAGAGAAAUUCUAUGAUGCUCAUUUUGAUGAUUCAAAUUGGGAGGCUUUGCCAGUACCCUCAAAUUGGCAAAUGCAUGGGUUUGACCGUCCAAUCUACACCAAUAUCACAUAUCCUUUCCCAAUAAAUCCACCAUUUGUGCCCACUGAUAAUCCCACUGGCUGUUACAGGACAGCUUUUCACAUCCCAAAAGAGUGGAAAGGUCGGAGGAUCUUGCUACACUUUGAAGCUGUCGAUUCCGCGUUUUUUGCUUGGGUAAAUGGGGUGCCAAUUGGGUACAGCCAGGACAGCAGACUUCCUGCUGAGUUUGAAGUUACAGAUUGCUGCCAUCCUUGUGAUUCAGACAAGGAAAAUGUUCUUGCUGUUCAAGUUAUGAGGUGGAGUGAUGGCUCUUAUCUUGAAGAUCAGGACCACUGGCGGUUAUCUGGUAUUCACAGGGACGUUCUACUACUAUCAAAGCCUCAGAUUUUUAUUACAGAUUACUUCUUCAAAGCAACCAUGGAUGAGAAUUUCAGUUUAGCUGAUAUUGAGGUUGAGGUGGAAAUUGAUUCGCACAAGCAAGACCGGGAGCAUGUCUCAACUUUGUCUAUUGAAGCAGCACUCUAUGAUAAUUCUGUACUAUCUGACAGUUUAGAUGCUGUUCUUUCAUCUGCUAAUGUGGCCAAUUUGAAACCGAAGCCAAAAGCAACUCGAAACCCUUGUCUUGGUUUUCAUGGUUACGUUCUUGGUGGAAAAAUCGAAAAUCCAAAACUCUGGUCUAGUGAACAUCCCAACUUAUACACACUUGUUGUUCUCCUUAAAGAUGCCAAGGGGAAGCUUAUUGAGUGUGAAUCAUGCCAAGUGGGCAUUCGUAAUGUGGUCCUGGCACACAAGCAAAUGCUUGUCAAUGGAUGUCCUGUUGUACUAAGAGGUGUCAACAGACAUGAGCACCAUCCAUGCCUUGGGAAGACAAAUAUAGAAGCAUGCAUGAUCAAGGAUCUGAUUUUGAUGAGGCAAAACAAUAUUAAUGCUGUUAGAAAUAGCCAUUACCCCCAGCAUUCGAGGUGGUAUGAGUUAUGCGACAUCUUUGGUCUUUACGUAAUAGAUGAAGCCAAUAUCGAGACACAUGGCUUUGAUGAAAAUAGCCAUUUCAAACAUCCUACUCUAGAACCUAUAUGGGCAAAUGCAAUGCUUGAUCGUGUUGUUGGCAUGGUGGAGAGAGAUAAGAAUCAUGCAUGCAUUAUUGUUUGGUCCCUGGGAAAUGAAUCUUCUUAUGGACCUAAUCAUGCUUCCAUGUCAGGGUGGAUUCGUGAAAGGGACCCGACAAGACUCCUCCAUUAUGAAGGAGGUGGUUCAAGAACAUCAUCCACAGAUAUUGUAUGCCCUAUGUAUAUGCGUGUCUGGGAUAUUAUUAAGAUAGCAAAAGACCCAUCUGAAACGAGACCCCUAAUUCUCUGCGAAUACUCGCAUGCUAUGGGAAACAGUAAUGGAAAUAUUGAUGCGUAUUGGAUGGCCAUAGACAGCACUUUUGGGCUCCAAGGAGGCUUUAUAUGGGACUGGGUCGACCAGGGUUUACUAAAGGAUGAUUCAGAUGGAUCCAAAUUCUGGGCAUAUGGUGGCGACUUUGGAGAUACUCCAAAUGACUCAAACUUUUGCCUCAAUGGCAUUGUCUGGCCAGAUCGGUCUAUUCACCCAGCUGUUCAUGAAGUUAAAUACCUUUACCAGCCUAUCAAAAUAUCAUCAGCAGAUAACAUGCUUAAGGUAACCUCUGUUUGGUAUUUUGCAGCCAUCAAAUCAUGUUCUUUUGUGCUUUGUGCAUCUAAUAGUUCCAUCAUUAUCGCACAGAUUGAAAAUGGACACUUUUUUGAGACAACAGAUGCUUUGGACUUCAGUUGGGUUCUUCAAGGAGAUGGUUGCAUCUUGGGCUCUGGUUCAUUGAAUGUUCCGACUUUAGCACCGCAGACUAGUCACCUUAUCAAUAUGGAGUCGUCACCUUGGUUUUCUCUUUGGAGUACUUAUGCAGCCAAAGAAGUAUUUUUGUCUGUAAAUGCGAAACAGAGGUACCAAACACGAUGGGCUAAAGACGGUCAUCUCUUGGCUUCAGCACAACUUUGUUUACCUCAGAAAAAUGGCUUUGUUCCCCAUGCAAUAGCAUUCUCCAGUAGCCCUCUGGCCUGUGAACGCACUGGUGAUAGUGUAAUCAUCAGCAAGAAUAAUGCCUGGAAAAUUAAAGUGAACAGUCAACUGGGAACAAUAGACAGUUGGAAGGUCAACGGUGUUGAGCUUAUGAGCAAGGGGAUAUUUCCAUGCUUUUGGCGCGCACCAACCGACAACGACAAAGGAGGUUUCUACACCAAGCCCUAUGUUUCGCAGUGGAGAGAAGCCUCCCUGGAUAACGUCUCAUUCUACAGCAGCCAGUUUUCUGUGAAGGAAUUGCCGGACAACACUGUGGAGCUCUCCACCGUCUACUAUGGUCUUCCUGGGAACCUACCCAAGCCUGACGAUGCUGCUCUUUCACAAGCUCCCGGGUCCACUCUUUUCCAAGUGACCAUGCUCUGCCGGAUAUACGAGUCAGGCGACGUGGUUCUUGAGUACAAGGUAAACCCCAAGGCCGAUCUCCCUCCCCUUCCCCGUGUGGGCGUCGUGUUCAACGUCGAGAAAACCCUGAGCCAUGUGACGUGGUACGGGAGAGGCCCGUUCGAGUGCUACCCCGACCGCAAAGUUGCUGCGCACGUCGGCGUCCAUGAGAGCAGCGUGGACGACCUGCACGUGCCAUACAUCGCCCCUGUCGAGUGCGGCGGCCGGGCGGAUGUCCGGUGGAUGGCGCUCCGGAACGCUGACGGCUUGGGCCUCUACGCGUCAGUUCACGGCGAGUCGCCGCCGAUGCAGAUGAGCACGAGCUACUAUGGCACCACGGAGCUCGACCGAGCCACCCAUGUCCACAAGCUGGUGAAGGGGGAUGACAUCGAGGUGCAUCUUGACCACAAGCACAUGGGACUGGGCGGGGACGACAGCUGGUCGCCGUGCGUGCACGAGCAGUACCUAGUGCCGCCGACCCGCUACGCCUUCUCCAUGAGGCUCUGCCCUCUGCUGCCUUCGUCGUCGUGUCAUGACAUCUACAAGUCUCAGCUCCCCAGGUGAAGUAACCAUGUGAUGUGUACCGGAGCCCGGAGAUUCAUGAGAGCGGUUGAAUGGAACCCAGUGAAGCAACGAGGAAAUAAUGCAGAGACGCUUUCGCUCCUGCGGUGGCCAGGAUGUUGGGGCUGUUGGCCGUUUGGGAAUAAGCAAGGGAGCUAGCUUUCUGACUCGUACAUCUUGGAUCUGUUAAUGGACAAUUGAUGUGGUACAUUACAUUAUGGCUGUGCUCAAACUAGUACACCUGCAUCGAAUCUUUGAUUCUGACCGAGUGACCGCUGACGGCACUAGGCAGAGCGUUUGCCGUUGCCCUCGUCUCCGUUUCGUUCAGCUAGACAACACCAUCUUGCAGGUGAAGACCGGCUUCGGUUCAGUUCAGAGAUAUCGUUUCAGGUCGCUGCCACGCUCUUCAGCCUUCACUGCCAUCAACUACCCACUGACGGGCUCCUUUGCAUGACCCCGAUGAAAUUUUCUAAUGGAAAAUUAGCGAUGAGAUUGUAGAUAUGAUCAUGUCACCUGCCAGUUUGCUCCCUGGACCUAGAAGCACAAGUGCUUCAUCUAAGCCGUCCAAAGCCGGGGGCGAGCGGCCCAGAUCUCGCCACCACGGCACGGGGGCAGAGCUGCGAGUGCUGUGAAGAAUUAAUAAAGGAGAGAAUACAGCACUGGGGCCUUCUUCCUCUUCCGCCCUUCCCCCCUCUUCCCUGCGACCCUGCCUGCCAUUUCCCGUUCGGCUUCGAUUUCGACCACGCGACCGACCAAGCAGCAAGUGGGGCGGCGUCCUCCUCUUCCGCCCUUCCCCCCUCCUCCCUGCGACCCUGCCUGCCAUUUCCCGUUCGGCUUCGAUUUCGACCACGCGACCGACCAAGCAGCAAGUGGGGCGGCGUCCUCCUCUUCCGCCCUUCCCCCCUCCUCCCUGCGACCCUGCCUGCCAUUUCCCGUUCGGCUUCGAUUUCGACCACGCGACCGACCAAGCAGCAAGUGGGGCGGCGGCCGUCGCCGAGAUGAACUCCUCCCCGAUCACCGGAGCCGAUCUCCCGCGAAACCUCCCCUUCCCCGUGCUCUGCUAGACAGAGAUCCGGGCUCUCCUCAGUAAGCCGCCGCCUCCACCUUCCCCUAAUUCUGGGGUCAUCUACCUGAUUCGCGUCAAGUUCCUACCUGCGUUUACACACUUGUCGAGAAUUUCUCGUUGCUGUGCUGCACGCGCCGUGCUCGAGUUGAAUCGUCAAACAUCGUAUUCGAUCUGGUUGUCAGCGCCGGUGAGAAGGGAGACAUUCCCGGUUUCAGUUUCCAUGGUUGUAUGCAUACGAAACGUUCGGUACAAGGGAGUGGGUGCCUUGUGCAUACGAUAGGAGGGGCAUGGAUGGGGAAAAGUUUGGUUAGGUUAGGGUUGGUUGAUGUUUCGGUGGGAGCGGUAACUGUGAUAAAUAUCAGUUGCUGCUGGUGAUCGGAAUUUGGGGGGCAUCCGGUAGACAUGGUCAAAUGUUGUGAGAAAUGUAAGUUGUAAUCCCAGGUUGACUGAGUGGGCGAAAAGGCUUCAGAUCCUUUCCAAAUGUAAUUGGAGUUCUGUUUAGAUUGUCGAUUGUGUUAAUUGAAAGUUUAAAGAGGAUAACCAUAGAAUAGUCCCACUUGCCUAAGCAGGGUUGAUACUGAGUUUUUUGAGCUGGACGCUUGGCAUAGGCAUAUUACCUGUUGGCUCUUUCCUUGUACAAGCUAUCUUAAGCAAACCUGUUGAAAAAAGACAUUACAUUGAGUCAAGAGGUCCUCCAAAUAGGCUCUGGAUAAUUUAUGAUGAUGAACACUUCAUGUUGCAACUGUCCGCCAUUGCUGUAUUUGUGUUGUGAUGCAUUGAAAUAACUCGUUUUUUUUGUGUUGGUGCAUUUACAAGUAGAGUAGAGGUAAAUUCGCAAUCUUGCACUUUGUUAUUCUACAUUUCGAUGAUGGGGUUGUCGACAAUAUCUUGCCUUAUGAUCUGUUUGCUCCUUCCAUUUCAUAUGCCUACGUGUCAAAUUUGUUCUAACGAUUUACAAAAAUAUGUUUGUGAUUAACGUGUAAGCUCAUGUGGUCUUAUAAUAUCCAAAGGUGGAUGUCCCCCCUCCCCCCCCUGGUUCUCCGGUUCUACAAAUGCGAUUCUGGAGCAGUUAAUCAGUUUCUUUUAGUCUAUGUGUUACAUAAUAUAAUUAGCUGCUGGUGAUUUUUAACACAAGUUCUCAUGACCUGUUAAGUCUAGAAAUAAAAGAAAUAUCCUGCUUGCAAACAUUACUUUGUCCUUAGAAGCUAGGCUUGAGUUUGCACCUGAAAUUUGUCUUGCACAUCAUUUAUAGUGGAUUUUGUGGUCAACCAUACUGGAGCUAUUUAUAUUUUUAUCUCUUAAGGUAAGUACUCAACAUUGUUUUCUUAGGUUUGUUUUGUGAGGGCAUCAUGUGGAGUUUUGCAUCAAAUGCCAUAGCUGGAAGCUUAAAGAAAAAGGCGCAGCCUUCAAAAUGCAGCAUAUCCAAUCCAGACUGUUCUGAUGAUGAAGUUUCUUCAUGUACGAGCAGAGAGGAAGGCCUUGAUUGUCCAAUAUGCUGGGAAUCCUUCAACCUUGUGGAGAAUGUUCCCUAUGUCUUGUGGUGUGGCCACACAAUGUGCAAGAACUGUAUCCUUGGUCUUCACUGGGCUGUUGUCAAGUUUCCUUCCCUUCCUAUCCAGCUGCCACUGUUCAUCUCAUGCCCCUGGUGCAAUCUGUUGUCUUUCCGGCUGGUGUACAAAGGCAACCUCAGGUUCCCACGCAAGAACUACUUUCUGCUCUGGAUGGUUGAGAGCAUGAAUGGUGAGAGAGCAAAAUUCCAUUCCACUAAUCACAAUGAACAUCAUUCCUCGUGGCAUUCCAGUGCUGGCCCAAGUUCCAGUCAUCACCACCGAAGAAAUGCUGUUAUCCGAGCAGAGAGCUCUUCUGCUAGAGAUACAAACUUCAUCCGUAACAUUUUUGACACCGACAACAUCAGUGCGUCUCUCCAAAAGCUCAUGGUGUGCUUCAUGCAGCUGACAGCCAAAUUUCCACUUGUGAUAAUCUUCUUGCUGAUAGUCCUUUAUGCUGUCCCUGCAAGUGCUGCUGUUCUGGUGCUGUAUGUCCUUGUGACGUUUUUGUUUGCGCUGCCAUCGUUUUUGAUCCUCUACUUCGCUUAUCCCAGCUUGGACUGGCUUGUCAGAGAGAUCUUUGCUUAAUUUCGAUAGCACAAUUCAUAAUCAUAGCUCCCUGGUACAUGAUAUAUCAUACAUGGUAUUCCAUGGCCACCUGCCUUCUUGGGCAUUGUAUAGUCUCUUCUGAUUUCGUGUCCUUUUCUACCCUUCUGUGGCCCCUUAUUCUGAUGUAACUGUAUCUAUUUAUUAAAAUGAUAGGCAACAUUUUUAUUUUUGGUUCUAGAUGUGUUUGUUCUA
This is a messenger RNA of Panicum virgatum (switchgrass), 7060 nucleotides long. RefSeq names its product beta-galactosidase-like. The transcript is spliced from 17 exons. The record is from RefSeq and is a predicted model, not a curated record. Lineage: Eukaryota; Viridiplantae; Streptophyta; Magnoliopsida; Poales; Poaceae. Gene Ontology annotation, molecular function: beta-galactosidase activity; carbohydrate binding. The coding region runs from base 212 to 3649 and encodes 1145 amino acids. Gene Ontology annotation, biological process: lactose catabolic process. Gene Ontology annotation, cellular component: beta-galactosidase complex.